ACCAGGCGAACCUGGGCAAAUGCUUGCCCCAUACUGCCGAUGGGAAGCAGGCAGCACCACCGUUACCAUCCCCCACAUUAUUAUUGUCCUUUUGGGUUUUCAGCACAUCCACAAGUUCCUCAAUGAUACCUGGCUGAGCCGUUACCAGACCAAGCUGAGUCCCAGCGUGCUGACUCUCCUCUGGUCCACCAUUGCUUCCAUUUUUUCCCUAGGCGGGUUCUUUGGGGCUCACCUUGGGGGCGUCAUGGCUGGUCUGCUGGGCAGGAAAGGAGCUCUGCUGAUGAACAACCUCCUUGCCCUCUUUGCUGCCACCCUGAUGGGGGCCAGCUUCCCAACGGGGCUCUUUGAACUGCUGAUCGUUGGGAGAUUUCUGAUCGGAAUGAAUUCAGGCAUUGGGCUGUGUGUGCAGCCUCUCUAUAUAGGUGAAGCUGCCCCUAGGCGCCUUCGAGGGGCCAUGGCAAUGGGCAGUUCCAUCUUCCUGACAGGAGGCAUUUUGACAGGGCAAGUGAUGGGUCUAAGGGAGCUGCUGGGGGGAGAGGAGCGCUGGCCCUUCCUGCUCUCAAGCUGUGGCCUGCCUGCCAUAAUCCAACUCCUGAGCCUUCCCUGGUUUCCAGAGAGUCCCCGUUUCACAUUGCUAGACCGGGGGGACGAGGCCAAAGGCGUGAAAGCACUGAAGCGUCUCCACGGCCCUCUGCGCUACCACAAGGAGCUGGAGGACAUCCAGAGAGAGAACUUUGCCCUCGGAGGGGAGAAGACAAGGAAGCCCUGGGAGCUGUUUGCCGACCGCAGCAUCCGCUGGCAGCUGAUUGCAGUCAUCUGCCUGACCAUGGGCCAGCAGCUCAGUGGGAUCAACGCAAUUUACUUUUAUGCCAGUUACGUCUUUGCAGAGACAGGGAUUUCCCCCGAGAAGAUCCCCUAUGUAACUUUAGGUACAGGGAUGUGUGAAUGCCUCACUGCCCUCACCUGUGUCUUGCUAGUUGAAUCCUUGGGGAGAAGAGCUUUGAUCCUGGGAGGCUACUGCCUUAUGAUGCUUUGGUGCGUCAUCCUGACCAUCUCCCUGACCUUCCAGGUGUAUGCAUGGGCGCCAUACCUGAGCAUGGCUUGCAUAUUUGCCUUCAUCUUGAGCUUUGGCCUGGGACCAGGUGGCGUGACGAACAUUUUGACGACUGAAUUGUUCAUGCAGUCCUCACGCCCUGCCGCGUACACCAUUGCAGGAUCAGUGAGCUGGCUAAGCUUCUUCACUGUUGGCAUGCUCUUCCCCUUUGUUGUGAAAGGCCUGAAGCACUACUGCUUCGUUGUGUUUUUGCUAGAAUGCAGCGCAGUGGCCACUUUCAUUUUCUGUGUUAUUCCCGAGACAAAGAACAAAACCUUUCUAGAAAUUAAGAGGGAAUUUCACAAGCUCAACUUCAGGAGAGUCAAAGAGCCGGAUGAAGAAUUGCAUGAGAGACAACGGUUUUGCCUAGAGGUCUAGGAGCUGGUUUAGAGUUGGGCAAUCAAGAUGCCACCCCAAGAGGCUCUCCGACGGCUGGGUCCAGAGGAGUUGCACCUCUCUGAGCCCGCCAGCUACCCAGGCAGACCCUGGCGGAAGGCAGGGGGGUCUGUGCAUCGAGCAUAUCCCUCCCCCCCGCCUUCUAGAGAGCAGGGCCUGCUCAAUAAAGGGCUGCUUUUCAUAUGCCUCCUGUCUUCACAUUGAGAACAUAGCUGAGCCGUGCUAAGCCGACAUGGCAGUUAGCCUCCAAAAUACCAUUCACCAAUCAGGUUUGUUGCACACCGUAGGAACAUUGGAGAGAAAAUCAAGAGGGAGAGGCUCACCUCGGAGAAUACAUGUUAGGGAAAUAGCACUCCACAUAUAAUAUGCUGUUUAUAAUAUGGGAAGCUCUUGGAUAGUUCUCUGGGCAUAAUUAAAUCUCACAGUAUUUUAAUUAGAAAAUUGUGAAGGAAACAGAGACUUUUAAAAUACGUACAACGUGGAAAAAUUAACAGUUGUGAGACCCCCCAACAGGAGGGGGGCCCCACAUCUUGCUUGAGCGAAGCCAAUCUUCAGCCCCGGUGUGGCUUCAGGGCUCGGGUCGUUCAAAUGGCAUUCAGGGGACACUUGAGAAACUUUCCUGAACAGUUUUAGCCCUUUUAUUCCCUGCAACCCCUGUGAAUCCACCC
Thamnophis sirtalis is the source of this 2157-nucleotide messenger RNA. The record is from RefSeq and is a predicted model, not a curated record. Lineage: Eukaryota; Metazoa; Chordata; Lepidosauria; Squamata; Natricidae.